Molecule: messenger RNA, 1346 nt
Organism: Phlebotomus papatasi
Lineage: Eukaryota; Metazoa; Arthropoda; Insecta; Diptera; Psychodidae
Product: chitinase-3-like protein 1
Exons: 3
Coding region: 75-1310 (411 amino acids)
Biological process (GO): carbohydrate metabolic process; chitin catabolic process
Cellular component (GO): extracellular region
Molecular function (GO): chitin binding; chitinase activity
Source: RefSeq, a predicted model, not a curated record
GUUUUCAGUGUCAAUCCUAAAUCCAAGCUCCAAGCAUCGGAUUUUAGCUAAAAUCAGUCAAGUUUUGAAAGAAAAUGAAGCUGUUUUUGAUCAUUUGUGCAACUUUUGCAACGAUUUUAGCUUCUCCGGAAGAAGAAAAGAAAAUCUUCUGCACUCAUGGAAAGUGGCACUUUUACUUCAAGGGGAACAGUCAGUUUGGAAUAGAUCAGGUUGAUCCAUUCCUCUGCACUCACUUUGUCUAUAGUUUCUUCGGGAUCGAUCCUAAUGGAACCAUUGCAAUUCGGGAUAAAUACUUAGAUUUGGAAGAGAAUUACGGUCUCGGGAAUUUAAGGAAAGUUAGCAAGCUAAAGGAGAUCAAUCCUAAGCUCAAAACUUUGGCUUCUGUUGGGGGUUGGACUGAAGGUUCGGCAGCUUUUUCUGAGGUCGCGAAUGAUCCUGAGAAACGUAAGAAGUUUGCCAGAGAUGCUCUGGAUUUCCUGCAAAAGUACAAUUUCGAUGGUCUAGACCUCGACUGGGAGUAUCCGAGACAGCGAGAAGGAAGCAGAGAAACAGAUAGAGAAGCCUUCACCCUUCUGGUGAAGGAUCUACACAGACUUCUGCAUCCCAGAGGCCUUUUGCUAACAGCUUUAGUGUCUUCUGUAGAACCUAUCGCUGAGGGAUCCUACGAAAUUCCCCAAAUCACCAGAUACUUGGACUUUAUCAAACUAAAAACUCUCGAUAUGCACGGAUCUUGGGACGCAAUAAUCGGAUUUAACUCUCCACUGUACGAGAGAUCAGGAGAAGAAGCCGUAGAUAAGUAUCUCAAUGCAAAUGCCGCAGUUUCCUUCUGGCUGAAGAGUGGAGUCCCUUCGGAGAAGCUAAUCCUGGGAGUUCCACUCUUCGGGAGGGGUUUCAAGAUGGUCAGCGAGGAUCAGAAUACAGCAGGAUCUCCCCAUGCUGGUCCCUCAGAUCCCGGACCACACACAACCGAUCCUGGAAUUAUGGGCUACAAUGAGCUCUGCGAGAAGAGACUCACGGAAAAUUGGAAGGAUCACUGGAGCGAAGAGCAGCUGGUACCUUACACAACCUGGAAGGAUCAGUGGAUCGGCUAUGACAACGAGGAGAGUGUGAGUAUUAAGGCCAGGUAUGUCCGGAAGUACAAACUCGGAGGGAUUAUGGCUGGGGCUAUUGAGAUGGAUGAUUUCAAAGGAUUCUGCGGAAGAGGAACCUUCCCACUGCUCAAGGAAAUCAACAGAACUCUUAAAGAAAAGAGUCCCAAUGAGGCUCAAAUGCUCAAGAAAUUCUGUAUGAAUGCAAUUACUUGGAACUAAUAGAAUAAAAAGAGGCAUAAAAGAAAAUUUCAUUAA